GAAUAGUGAUAAUGCCAAUUGCAAUGAGUCAGUGUCAAUUCAUGAAAAAUUUCCGUAUCUUAAAAUACGUAAACAACAUUGUUUUAACAAUCAGCAUAGCACCGAUGACUUAAUACUCUACACUAAGAACACAUUUCUUCGAAUUCGAAUUAAAUAACAAGCUACAAAUUUGAUGAUCAGACUAGAGUAUGUUGUUCGCUUGCCAAAUAGUUGCUUAAUCUUAAACGUCUUUAUCAGAUCAUGUUGGCUACAAAUUGUCUCUUGCCUCGGUGAACAUAUAGAGUCUGAUCUAUUUAUACAGCUAUUACAAAUUUGAUAUUGGGAUACAGACGUUUUUUAUUGGCAAUUUGUCGAAAUUGCCGGCGCAACUGACUUAUUGAAUUGGCCGGCUGACACACGAUAUGCCAAAUGCUGAGCUAGACAAAUUUGACGAAUUUCUUAAACUGCCUUGACUUGGCCAAUUUCCAUUUGGCCAUUUGCAUUUGUAUUUCCAUUUACAACGUAAGCAGUUGUUGUUCUGGGCGGGCCUGCUUAGCAUAGUUCCAGUUGCAGUCCGCUCGCUAAACAAUGGACACACAAGUGCGGCUCCGUCUUUACUUAAUACUCUGUGUGCUGUUUCAAACGGGUUGCUGUACAGGCUGGUCAAUGUCGGAGGCGGGUCUCAACGACUCCAGCUACAAUGUGCGUCACUUGUCCACACACUUUGCGCGCGUCUUUCUCAGCAUAAGCGUGGAACACAAUGAUUUUCCUACACUGAUCGAGGCACAGUGGCCCGUCUCCUAUUUACCCAUGCGCACGGCCAUCUAUCCCAACAGCGAAGUCCACGCUAGCAGAGGACAGCCCGAGUCGGACUGCACGCGUUUGCAACAAGCUCAUUGGUCCCAGGUGGAUAGCCUAAGCCGUCUGUGGGUCAUGGACGUAGGCUGGCCCAACAGCGAGUGUCCACCCAAGCUGUUCGUCUUCGAUUUGAUAAGGAACAAUGCCGAAUUGCUACGCAUCGAUUGUGGCCAGCACAUUGACAGCAACGACACACAGAGCCUGGUCGUACAGCUGGGACCCAAGCCAAGCAACUGCGAACUGGAACGUCAUAUCUUUUUUAUAUCGGACAGUCAACCGCAUAUCGUGGCCUAUGAUAUACUCGAGCAAACCUGGCAUCGACGUGAACUAAAAAGCAACAAAUAUGAAAAUAUGAGUCAAGUGUUUCCCAUUAAGCCAAUUGACUUUACCUUUGGACUGCAGGGCGAGCUGAUCGUCUCCGAUGAAGAUGGUGUGCUCUACAGCUCUAGCAAAAGACUGCAACUGAUGAGCUCCACACCCGCAUCCAACUCCAACUCAAACUCGCUGCACAUACAACUAACGCGGCUGGGCAACUUGUUGGGACCCAGUCGAAGCAUGAUCAUGGACUACUUUGGAGCAUUGUUCUAUGUGAUGCCCAAAUUCGGUGCAGUUGUGCGUUGUGCACAGUUGGCAAAUUUAACCGCCGAGGGCAAUGAGAUUAUAUAUUUAACUUCCAAAAAUAUACAGCAAAUAUUCUUUGGCAUAGAUGGUGCUGUCUGGGUGCUAAGUGAUCGUGUGUUAAGGCCGCAGGAUAUAUGUUACCCAGGCAUAUGAAACUAACUUCUAUUUAAAUUAGAUCAAUCAUAAAAGUGAAUUAAACUAACGGCAUUUGCUCAGCUGUUUAGUGUCCGAGAAUGUGAUUAUUAUCGAUUGCUGACCUGUCAGACAAUAAAUAUCGAUAGCAAUAUUAAAUGAU
This is a messenger RNA of Drosophila hydei, 1753 nucleotides long. RefSeq names its product major royal jelly protein 2. Lineage: Eukaryota; Metazoa; Arthropoda; Insecta; Diptera; Drosophilidae. The record is from RefSeq and is a predicted model, not a curated record. Gene Ontology annotation, cellular component: extracellular region. The coding region runs from base 568 to 1611 and encodes 347 amino acids. The transcript has a single exon.